ACAUUACCUCAGAACAAGGCUGCGACUGCGUUGGCGCGCCGAGAAACUCCCCCAAAAAGCCUCUCCUCCAACACGCCCAUAGAGCAAUAUACUCAGGAUACCUGGAGGAUUUGACGCUUCGCUUUUGCUGACACUGCGGGACUUUAAGAGCAAGUUGAGGCUCCUGUACCAGCGACACCAGCAGCUCAGCACCACCAGAGCCAAAAGCAACACACCCUCAACCUGAAGGAGAACCAACCGAAAGUAAACAUGAGCAGAUGUCUGAUCAGCAAGGUGGAGGUGCAAGGCUUCAUCGAGAGGUGUAUGACGGGCGUGGGCACCAAGCAGCAUCACGCCCGCAGCCUGGCCGAGGUGCUGGUGGAGGGGGACCACAGGGGCCACUACAGCCACGGACUCAACCGGAUGGACAUGUACGUUAAGGACAUCCAGACAGGAAUCUGUGCCAAGGACGGUGAGCCGGUGGUGGAGAAGGAGAGCGCCGCCACAGCUCUGGUGGAUGGGAAGAACCUGCUGGGUCCUGUGGUGGGAAACUUCUGCAUGAAUCUGGCCAUUAAGAAAGCCAAAGAAGCUGGCAUCGGCUGGGUGGUGGCACACGGUUCCAACCAUUACGGUAUUGCUGGAUAUUACUCAAUGCAAGCUCUGAAGGAAAACAUGAUUGGCAUGUCCUUCACCAACACGUCUCCACUGGUGGUUCCCACACGUGGUAAAGAUUGCACUUUGGGCACCAACCCCAUCAGCGUGGCCGCUCCGGCUAAAGAUGGAGACAGCUUUGUUCUGGACAUGGCCACAUCAGCAGUAGCUCUUGGAAAGGUGGAGCUCCAUGAGCGGCGGGGGGACACCAUCCCUGAGGGCUGGGGCUGCGACGCCCAGGGGAAACUGACCACCGACCCCAAGAGGGUCCUGAGCGGAGGAGGGCUGGUGCCCAUCGGAGGCAGCGAGGCCACAGGAGGGUACAAAGGCUAUGGACUGGGGAUGAUGGUGGAAGUGUUCUGUGGUAUUUUGGCCGGUGCUCAGUACAGCAAUCAUGUCCGGACGUGGAAAGUAACAGACCGUGUUGCCAACCUGGGUCAGUGUUUCGUUGCAAUCAACCCAGAGAACUUUGCUCCCGGGUUUGCCGACAGGAUGUCAGACCUCCUGUCCAUCCAGAGGGAGAUGGAGCCUGCUGACCCGAGCUGUCCAGUUUUGGCUGCUGGAGAUCCAGAGAGGAUGAACAUGAAGAAGUGUGAGGAGAUGGGCGGGAUCCCCUACCACAUCAAUGUUGUCAACUACAUGAACGAAUGUGCCAAGAGAGUCGGUGUCAGCCCGCUGCUGCCAUGUGACAAUCUCAUCUCCAACUAGUGGAUCCAGUCAGGAGUCCCAGCGCGGGAAACCUUCAGCUUCUGCUCAACUUAAAGUUCACAUUGAGGUACAUGGGAAUGAACCUUUGUACAUGCAAAUUGUGCACGUGUUGACAAUCAUAUCUUAUCCGUAUAACAGCACUUUCCAGGUAUUUUAAUCUCUUCUUUAACAUGUAACACAACACAUUUCCCAUUUCCAUGACAUUUGUGACAUAAGACCAAAAAUAUCAACGUUUCUUUCUUCUGAAGGAACCUUUUGAAAUAGCUUUACUAUGUUUCUUGUGUCUCAAAAUACUGCAUCUAAAUUCUACAUUUUAGUUUAAGCAUGUUGUCAAGAUGAGAUCAGUAUUUUUGUCAAUUCUUCGUCCAAAGCUGUUGGCUGGAUGUGAACGAGUUAAAGUCGUAGCGGUGGUGUUGAAAGAUGAGCUUGCUGGUUUGUUGUCACAACAGUUCGGGUUGUUCCCUUUUGGUGAGCUGUUUUACUUUGUUGCAGUUCAAAUGCAGUACACUUUUUUUUUAACCCUCCUGUUAUCCUUGGGGUCCAUGGUUCACAUUAUUUUUUUUGUUAGUAUUUCAUGAUUUUUCCUAAUUUAGUGAGGACUAAUGGGUAAACAUAAAAUGAACAUGAAGAUCUUUUUUAAAUGUCCUGUACGCACUUUGUACGCAUCGGUGUUCCUUGGGGUCAAUUUGACCCCAGGCUGUUUUAGUAGUUUAAAACAUGUAAAAAUUUCAAUAUUUUACACAUAUUUGUGUUGAUUGUGUAGGAUGAUAUUGAGGUGACUGUUACAUGCAAAUGUAUCAUUGUAAAAAAGAAUACCCUCUGCUUUAGUUAUUGGUCCUUUAACAACAUCAAAAAGAUCUUAUUUAACAUUGUAUUUCAAUCAGUGAGAUUUUAUGGUGAUUUAUAUAUUUUUCGAUAGUCACAUUCUGGAUGUAUAAAGGGGUCUGUGGGGGGGAAGGUUGGGGUAAUGUUUUAUUUAAAUGGUUAUUUAGGUAGUCAACUAAGAUACCUAAAGCACCAGAGACAUACAUGUUGGUUAAAAUGUGGAAUAUGAUCAUUGUCUUGAGUUUUAAACUCCUGGGGUCAAAUUGACCCCAGAGGAUAAAGGGUGUAAAGUCAAUCUGAGGAUAACAGGAGGGUUGAACUAUAUAGUUAUCAAGCUAAACGUGUUAUUUUUAUACUGAGAAGAAUUUAAAAAUGACCAUGCGAAUGUUUGGCUUCUUUUAUAGUUAAAAUUGUUUUACUCCAAUGUCAUAAAAAAAAGGCCUUACUUAUGUGCCUUAUUCAAUAAAAGCCAUACAAACCCCAAA
Molecule: messenger RNA, 2648 nt
Organism: Trematomus bernacchii (emerald rockcod)
Lineage: Eukaryota; Metazoa; Chordata; Actinopteri; Perciformes; Nototheniidae
Exons: 11
Coding region: 250-1338 (362 amino acids)
Molecular function (GO): oxidoreductase activity
Source: RefSeq, a predicted model, not a curated record